GAACCUGGUGCGCGCAUCGCCGCCCCGCCUCCGCCUCACAGCCGCUGCAGCUCGGGUGGAUGCGGGUCGGAGGCGGAGUUGGAUGCGCGACUUCGGGCACAAGGAUACCUCUUUUUGGGGGGGCAAAAAGUUUUGUGAUAUCCCCCAAAAAGACGCAAAAUAACGCGUCUUUGUGGGUUUCCGAAGUAGCGCGAGAGUCUCCGGAACCGGACUGACUCCAAGAAACAAACUCUUCUCGCGUUUUCUUCCGACACCGGAGACGUUCGCUCGUCGCGGGCAUCGUCCGCUGACCUCCAGGGUAUGAAACCGUCCGGGAGGAUCCCCGGUGUGACGCAGCGCGAUGGAGCCACGGAAGCCCGCAUGAAGUCCAACUUUCUCCAGACUCGCUCUUCCGGGACACGGCAAGUCCUGCCGUACUGAUGGGUCGGACGGCGGUUCUGAUGAGCGCGGCGUGGGUCCUGCUCGUCGGGCUCUGCGUCGCGUCGCCUCCCCACGGCCGCCGGCUGGUCUGCUGGAAAGCCAUCCUCAAGUGCCACGGAGAGCCGGAGUGCCAUUACGCGUACGACCAGUACCUCUACGCCUGCGCGUCCGUCCUCGGCGGGGAGCGCAGGAAGUGUCCCAGCCACUGCAUCUCGUCCCUCAUUCAGCUCAACCUGACCCGCAGCGGCCCGGCUCUGGAGGACUGCGACUGCGUCGUGGACCCGGUGUGCCGCGCCACCAAGGAGGCCAUCGAGCCGUGCCUGCCGCGCACCAGCACCGUGGGCUGCACGGAGGCCCGGCGGCAGUGCGAGCUGGACCAGCCGUGCGGCUCCGCCAUGAGGGACUACUUGUUCCACUGCCGCAAGCUGUUCGGCGGCGAGCGGUGCUCGGACGGCUGCCGCCGGGUCAUCGCCGGCAUGCGCGCCAUACCGAAGGCGCGGCAGCUGGACACGUGCGAGUGCGACGGCGCGGAGAGGAACAUCUGCGAGUACAUCAAAGUCAGCAUGAAGACCUUCUGCGCCGACCCGGCCGAGAGGUUCGCGGGAAGCGGCUUCUCGGACGCCGAGGACGAUGGCGACGACUAUUACGUCGACCAGGGGGAUUAUCAGUACGCGGAGGACUCGGGCGGCUCGGCGCCGUUUCGGACUCCUUUGCUGAACGUUCUGACCACCAUUUUGGUUUUAAGCAAAUGCAUCUGAAAGGGGCCGAGGGCGGCUGGACGGAGGCUUCUGCGUCGUUUCUCCUUGAACUAACAUGUGGGGCUUUUAUACGCAACACGGAACCUUCUGGCCUGCGCAAAUUAAUCCAAUUCAGCACACUUGUAUGUUUGUAAAUCACUCAAAUGUUAUAUUUCACCAUGUGAUAAAUACCCGAAGGAGCUUUUUUUUGUAUGCCACCUAUGUAAAGAUAGAUUGUACAGUAUAUUGUAUAAAAUUUAUUUUUUUGUGAGAAUAUAUCUUUAUGAGUAAUAAAAGAUUUGCACUGUAUGAUCAGA
This is a messenger RNA of Gasterosteus aculeatus aculeatus (three-spined stickleback), 1474 nucleotides long. It is a transcript of the gene gas1b, whose product is annotated as growth arrest-specific 1b. Gene Ontology annotation, biological process: regulation of cell cycle. Lineage: Eukaryota; Metazoa; Chordata; Actinopteri; Perciformes; Gasterosteidae. The record is from RefSeq and is a predicted model, not a curated record.